Molecule: messenger RNA, 1317 nt
Organism: Lachancea meyersii CBS 8951
Lineage: Eukaryota; Fungi; Ascomycota; Saccharomycetes; Saccharomycetales; Saccharomycetaceae
Source: the annotation of a GenBank genome assembly
AUGUCAAGCUUGCAAGAUUCUUUACGACAUGUUCUACCUAGGUCAAUUGAAUUUCACUUAUUGCAUUUACUGAGCCCAUCAAGGGAGACCCAUCAAGUAGUGCUGGAAAGAUAUCCAGGUUAUGGCUCUCAGCGCGUUGUUAAAGCGCAGCAUUUCUUCGCCCUAGCCUGUGAGAGUAAGGUUUUCUACGCCCUUGAAAUCUACGUCUAUAUCACUCUUCAUAAUGGUGAAGCAUGCGAUAAACUGGUUUUCGUCUCGAAGGCUGACACCAAUGGAUACUGCGACCGCGCAGUCUCCAUAAAGGAUGUCACCAGGGUGCUUCUCGAGUUUGUAACCUCCAUAAGUCCUUUAGAAUAUCUAAACCGAGUCAUAGGGCUUCCAGCUUCGCGUGAAGCUAAUUGUGAUGCGAUUACGCACCACACUACAACGAAAAGAGCCCUUCGCAUUCUGAAGAGCAGGCACGAGCACCACGAAGCUUACAGACCACCACUUGAGGAUCCUUACAUUCAUUUUAAUAAGAUCUCGCCGCAGUGGACCUGUAAACUUAGCCUAUUCACAAGAUCCGAGCCUCAAUAUCUAUUCGCCGAAUCAUCUCAAAAUGGGAACAAACAUGUCUUGCCCGGAGAUAAACUCCUCAAAUGGUGGCUUUCAGUGGUAGACAGCAUUGUAACAAGUAGCUUCGACACUGACACAAACGCUCGGCUUCAAAUUCCGGGUGAAGAAGCAGCUGUGACGGCCAAACACAUCCGAGAGCUGAAUGGCCCAGAUUGGCAGAUAGGCGAUAUAUUCAACGGAGUCCCUGAGGAUUUGGCUAUUUUUAAAAUCCCUGUAUUCCCUGAUGAUCCUAAAGGUCGCUUUCUCGAGCAACUAGUAGAUGAGGGCAGAGCGAGAAAGGUUCAGCUGUCUCAAUUCUGGGUCGAGCUUCAGGUUCAGCAAGAAUUCAGACUCGGAGAUACAGUUUCCGUCAUAGGUGUUGCCGGAAAAUUGAGGCCAUUAAUUAGCCAAGUGGUGGCCGAUACCGAAGUUGUGCUUACGAGUAGUAGAAAAAUGUUCAACAUGAUAAAAAGCUACGUCACAGGAGAAGAAUACGAUAAGGAAGAUGGAGCCUUGGAUGCAUACGCCAAUGUCAGAGACUUCUUGCAUUUACGAUUGAAUAGAUCGUACGUGAGGAUUAUAGGUACGAAAGCACCGAAACAAACCGGCAAGAUCUUUUCAAACUCGGACAUUUCCCAUACUUCAGCGUCAGCACCGAAGCCCCAAGUGCGCAUACAGACACUAAACACCUCGAUUGUUCGUAAGAAGCCUAAGACUACCUGA